This is a messenger RNA of Rhinolophus ferrumequinum (greater horseshoe bat), 744 nucleotides long. Its product is annotated as zinc finger matrin-type protein 1-like. The coding region runs from base 1 to 744 and encodes 247 amino acids. The transcript has a single exon. NCBI's taxonomy places the organism in Eukaryota, Metazoa, Chordata, Mammalia, Chiroptera, Rhinolophidae. The record is from RefSeq and is a predicted model, not a curated record.
AUGGAAAACUCUGAGACUUACGACUCUUUUCAACAUGAACUUGAAGAUUAUAUUAGAAGGCAGAAAGCCAGAGGGUUACAACCAGAGAUUUGCUUUAGAAAGGUGACAGACGGCUCUGUGUACGGAGAAAGGGAACACACUGCAUCCAAACCUCUAAUGCUGGAGCAGAGACUCUUCUUCAGAAGCUCUCACAAGUUCCCCUCUUCCUACAAAAGGCUAAGAACAGUGGAAAGCCAGUUACCUUCAUGGUCUACAAUUCAUCAGUCCAGACAAAGACUAGAAUCUCUAAACCACUGUCAGGAAAAUCACGACUAUUUCUUCAAAAACCCGUGGCUUCCAAACCCACUUGUGCAAGCAGAGACCGAGGGCUUCCAUGCAGCACAACGCAGCGAAGAUGCCAGAUGCUUCAAAAAGAGUCGUCCCAGUGUCCAUUCAGCAGGAGAUCAAGAUGGAAGCCAGAAGAGAAGGUCCAGGGAGGAGGGAGGAAGAGGACAUGGCAAAAAAGAAAGGGCAGAGUGGAAGAGGCAGCAUCCUACAGAUAGAGAGGCCUACAAAGAGAAAAGGACAAAGGCAGAGGUGGAGCCCCGGCGCGCAGAAAAGCACGAACAUAGGAAGAAGACCAAUGGAAAUCAGGACACCACCAAGGAGAGAAGAAGGUCCGGCAAAGAAAAGCAGCCACUUGGCAAAAAAGGCACACAGGAGAGGGAUCUGUGGGAUGAAGCUAUCCUCGGCAGUUGUUACUGA